CUGCGUUGGGGUAGAGGAGCACCAUGCUGUUGACAUUGAUCUGUACCAUUGUCCCAACUGUGCAAUUCUCCAUGGACCUUCUCUAAUGAAGAAGAGGAGGAACUGGCACAGACAUGACUACACGGAGUUGGAUGAUGGUUCCAAACCGGUGCAGGCUGGAACACGGACCUUCGUUAAACAGCUGCGGGCUCGCUCUUUCCCAAGUGCUGAUGAAGUGAUUUUGAAGAUGCAUGGAAGCCAGCUGACACAAAGAUACUUGGAGAAACAUGGGUUUGAUGUUCCCAUUAUGGUUGCUAAGUUAGAUGGUCUGGGGCUCAGACUUCCUCCACCAACUUUCUCCGUUUUAGAUGUGGAACGCUAUGUAGGUGGCGACAAAGUCAUAGAUGUAAUAGAUGUAGCAAGGCAAGCAGACAGUAAAAUGAAGCUCCAUAAUUAUAUUAAAUAUUUCACAAAUCCUGAUCGACCAAAAGUAUUGAAUGUGAUCAGCCUGGAAUUCUCGGACACAAAGAUGUCUGAAUUAGUGGAAGUACCAGAUAUUGCUAGAAAGCUUUCAUGGGUGGAAAAUUAUUGGCCAGAUGACUCUGUCUUCCCUAAGCCUUUUGUUCAGAAGUAUUGCUUGAUGGGUGUCCAGGACAGCUAUACCGACUUUCAUAUCGAUUUUGGAGGAACAUCAGUUUGGUACCAUGUCCUCUGGGGUGAAAAGAUAUUCUAUUUGAUCAAGCCCACUGAUGAAAAUUUGGCUCUGUAUGAGUCUUGGAGUUCAUCUGUCACCCAGAGUGAAGUAUAUUUUGGGGACAAGGUUGACAAAUGUUACAAAUGUGUUGUGAAGCAAGGACACACUUUAUUUGUUCCAACAGGCUGGAUUCACGCUGUGCUCACAUCUCAGGAUUGUAUGGCUUUUGGAGGAAACUUUUUGCACAACCUCAAUAUUGGCAUGCAGCUCAGGUGUUAUGAAAUGGAGAAGAGGCUAAAAACCCCGGAUCUUUUCAAAUUUCCGUUCUUUGAAGCCAUCUGUUGGUUUGUGGCCAAAAACUUACUGGAAACAUUGAAAGAACUGAGGGAAGAUGGUUUCCAGCCUCCAAGCUAUUUAGUGCAAGGAGUGAAGGCUUUACUUACUGCUUUAAAAUUAUGGAUGAAAAAAGAACUUGUAACAGAACAUGCCUUUGAAAUUCCAGACAACAUUAGGCCUGGGCACCUCAUAAAAGAGCUCUCAAAAGUGAUUCGUUCUGUAGAGGAGGAAAACAGCAAACUAGUUAAAACUCAGGGAAUUCUUGGUGUGUGUCCAACUUCGCGGUCUUCACAUGAAACAGCUUCCCCUCACCACUCCAGAAGAAGGGUGAGGAAACUGCGAGACCAUGCUACCAAAACUCCUUCUAAUCUGGACAUCCUGGAACUCCACACCAGGGAGGUACUGAAAAGACUGGAGAUGUCACCAUGGGAGGAGGACACUGCAAGCUCGAAACUGAACGGGAGAUUUAACAAGCCCUUUCAGCCGUCUUCUACAGUACCUGAAUGGCGAACAAAAGACAACGACCUUCGCCUUCUGCUGUCAAAUGGAAGAAUAAUUAGAGAUGAUAGACGCCCGUUUACAGAUCGAAGUCUUUACACAGCAGAUAGUGAAGAUGAAGAUGACAGGGCAAGGUCAAAAAAGAUGACUGUUAAGGUAGAAAACCAGCCCUCAGGAUUUGAAGAAGGGAAUGCAGAUGCCCAGAAACCACUGAACAUGUUCUUUGAAAGUGUGAAAUCAGAACUCAGGAAAGGAUCCUCAGAGUACUCUGAUAUUUCCGAUUCAGAAGAAUCUGAGCCUGAUUGCACUACACAGCAGAAGGAUUCCUCCACAGAGGAGUCGGAAAGCUCAGGUGAUGAAGAGAAACAGGAAGUAACAUCAAAUUUCAAAGAGGAAUCUAAGGUCACAAGAGACCUUUGUCAAAAUACCCAGAAGCCAUCCAGAAAUGAAACUCCCAGUAAAAAGGAAUGUCCUACCUCGACAAGUACUGAAGAAGAAGCUAUUCAGGGCAUGCUUUCUAUGGCAGGAUUGCACUAUACGACAUGUUUACCAGGUCAUACUCAAAGCACAGACUGCACAGGUAAAAGAACCUCUCUUCAGGAACACAGAAGCUACCCCAAGAGUCGGCAUAAAGACAGACAGCCAUCUCAGAGCCACAGAACUGUAGAAUGUGGUAGGUCUGUGAAGGAGGAGGAAAGAGACUUGGGGACUUCAGCAUGGUCGAGACACCUGAGUGAAGCUUCAAGGAUUACCCCUCAGGAUACAAGUAAAACUCAAAAAUAUGUCAAGAAAGAGAGCGCGUCAGAAGUCAGUCAUAAGGUUCAGGAAAACAGAAGUGUAGUCCACAGCAACGGCUUGAGUUUUCAGCAUGGCAAGUGUACACGAGACUCCAGCCUAAUCCAAGGAGAAUGUCGGCUGAGUGAUGGCAGCCUUAGCCCUGACAGGCCGUAUGGUGAAACAUCCCUGUCUCUACCACUUCAUCCAACAAAGAGGCCAGCAUCAAAUCCACCCCCUAUCAGCAACCAGGCGACAAAAGGCAAGCGUCCAAAGAAAGGAAUGGCAACAGCUAAACAGCGCCUUGGGAAGAUCUUGAAGCUGAACCGGAAUGGCCAUGCUCGCUUCUUCGUUUAAUGUAGCUGCUACUUCUACUACUGCUGUCUUUCCUACACAGACCAGUAUUGAGGUCAACAGAGCCUGGAGCUGCUGUUAUUCCUCUGCUUGAAGCAGACAUGCAUGUACCGUAUAAAACACUGCCUGAUGAACAAAAUUGAGAAAAAAAAAAAAAAACCACAAACCCAACCCAAUGCUGCAUUUUCACUGUGCCACACCUGCUCAGCAAUAACCAUAUGGGAAUAGGGAAAUCUUCAGAGAGACAUGGACUGUGGGAAAUAGUCUCUCAUCAGGGCUUGAAUAUCAUUUGUUGCUGGUAGUUUCUGACCUAAUUAAUGAGGGGAAGAAAAUGAAGGUGGUUUAUCAAUAAUUUAUUUCUGAUAGAUUUUGACAACUUUUAAAUUCAUUUAAAA
Molecule: messenger RNA, 3030 nt
Organism: Eurypyga helias (sunbittern)
Lineage: Eukaryota; Metazoa; Chordata; Aves; Eurypygiformes; Eurypygidae
Gene: KDM7A
Product: lysine (K)-specific demethylase 7A
Exons: 19
Biological process (GO): protein demethylation; regulation of transcription by RNA polymerase II
Molecular function (GO): histone demethylase activity; transcription coregulator activity
Source: RefSeq, a predicted model, not a curated record